Messenger RNA from Anopheles stephensi (Asian malaria mosquito), 1495 nucleotides. RefSeq names its product putative odorant-binding protein A10. The transcript has 3 exons. Lineage: Eukaryota; Metazoa; Arthropoda; Insecta; Diptera; Culicidae. The record is from RefSeq and is a predicted model, not a curated record. The coding region runs from base 830 to 1213 and encodes 127 amino acids.
GUCGUCGCCCACUCGUCAUCAUCGCCACCGUCGACGGGUUUUGCGGUUUGAACGGGCCUCAACGAUCCAGCCGUCGUCAUUUGAAGUUUUCAAUCGAACGGUGUCGUUACGCGGUCGUUCAAUCGUUCGAACUUUGCAGCAUUGUUUGUGUCGUCUGACGGGUGUUGGAAAGAGUGCAAAUAGUCUACCACAAGAAACAGUGGGAAUUCUCAAGUGUCCUGAGUGAAAGUUAUGAAAUUCUACAAAAAGUUCCCAUAAGUGUGUACAAGCAUCUGGGUGUGAGUUUGUAACGAGAGAACACAUUCUAGUUCUGGUUGGUUACGUUCGCGUGCUCGCUCGUGCCGUGUGGGGACAGAUUACUCGACCCUCGUCUUGGGCGUGUGCUUGUUUGUUGCGCCAUUUCUUCCCACUUGUCGCGUGACUCACCAGAAAAGGGCCAACCCGUAAGCUAGUCCCAGAAAGGGCGCAACGAAAUCGAAAGGAGUCCAUCAAAGGAGAAAGUCAACUCUGACAAACUCUGACAGUUACACAAUAGCGUCGUCCAUAGCAACCAAGGCAUCACCUUCCAUAGUAACUACUUGGCUGGAUUAUUAUCUCACACACCUAUCCGGUGGAGUCUCGCGUUGUCACAUAGGUCGUUCCACAGUUCUCGUUCCAGUGUCUGUGUAUGAAAUAGAUAGAUAGAUAGAUAGCAAGCAAAAAAAAAAAAAGAAAACAGAUCUCCACACCUUUGACAACGAGCUUCGUUCAAGCCGUGAAGAGAGUUCUGUGUCGUCUCUUCGGUCCAAACCAGUUCCCAGCUCCGUACGACUCCUCGCUCGCUCGCAAGAUGCAAAAGGUCAGCAGUCGCAACUCCGGCAGCAUAUGCUGUUGGCUCGUCGGGCUCUGCCUGGUGGUGGUCAUCGUGAUGGUCCAGCUGGCCGGUUUUACCCACGCCGAGGCGACCACCGCCCGGACGCAGGUUUCGGACGAAGCGCUCGACAAAGCCCUCAGCGACAAGCGGUACCUGAUGCGCCAGCUAAAGUGUGCCCUCGGCGAGGUACCGUGCGAUCCGGUGGGAAAGCGCCUCAAGAGUUUAGCGCCGUUCGUUCUUCGCGGUGCCUGUCCCCAGUGUACGCCGGUCGAGAUGAACCAGAUCAAAAAGACGCUGGCCCAUUUGCAGCGAAAUUUCCCCUCGGAAUGGAACAAGCUGGUGCAAACGUAUGCCGGCUAGAAUGUGGUGACGUUGGCGGCGGCGGCGACGAUCUGCGCGCCUGUGCCUGUGUGUGAUAAAACAAAUGUGUCGGCGGUGGGAAUUCUUGUGGCGGAUGUGGAAUUAUGUUUAAGAGACAGGCUGAGAAAUCUGUGGCUAAAGCAUAGGUUAAGUCGACGAAAUGCAAAAUUCUAAACCUACAGUAUUUGGAACUUUGCGCCACGAAACUGUGUCGUACAAUUUGAUAACGAAUUUAGUAAGGAAUAAAUAAGAAUUGGAUACAAUAUUUUACGCCUAAAAGUA